Messenger RNA from Hippocampus comes (tiger tail seahorse), 3588 nucleotides. RefSeq names its product suppressor of cytokine signaling 3-like. The coding region runs from base 465 to 1109 and encodes 214 amino acids. Gene Ontology annotation, cellular component: phosphatidylinositol 3-kinase complex. Gene Ontology annotation, molecular function: 1-phosphatidylinositol-3-kinase regulator activity. The transcript has 3 exons. NCBI's taxonomy places the organism in Eukaryota, Metazoa, Chordata, Actinopteri, Syngnathiformes, Syngnathidae. The record is from RefSeq and is a predicted model, not a curated record. Gene Ontology annotation, biological process: intracellular signal transduction; phosphatidylinositol phosphate biosynthetic process.
CUCAGGACAGAAGGGGGCGGGGCCUUACGAUCGGCUUUACUCACUGGAAACAACCUCCGGUAACCUUCCGCCAUACACAGAGACGCACACAUACGGUCCGUCUACCUCUUCUCCCGCAGACGGCAGCGCCGCCGCCGACGAAGACGACCGUCCUCGGCAUACUUUUUGGGCAGAAUAUUCCGUCGGGGGGAUUUUAAUGCCUGAGCUAAUCCACCUCCAUCUAGCACUACUCUCGGGUAGUUUGCCGAGUGUAUCUUUUGGCGACGUGCUGCGGCGCGGGGCUGUAUUAAUCCGCAAGGUGUGUCUCGGUGGUCUCUCCCAGCCCCUCUCUGGAUGCAUCCAGCUCCUCUGCCCCCGGGCCCUGGACCCGGUGUGUGACCCCGCCGUCCUCCCCUCUUUCCCCUUCAGAGACCGUCGCCUUCCCGCCGCCCGUUCUCUGCCCGGAGGCGGUGGACCGCGGCGACAUGGUGGCCUCCCGCCGGCGCGAGCCCCUCACCGUGAGCGGCGGGGCCGCCUCAGAGGGGAGGGUCCCGCAGUCCGACUGCACCCCGCAUCACUUCAAGCCCUUCAGCUCGCAUGCGCACUACCAGCAGGUGAUGCGUGCAUUUGGUAAGCUUCAGGAGAGCGGCUUCUACUGGGGAGCAGUGGGAGGCCGCGAGGCCAGCUCCCUGCUCCGCUCGGAGCCCCCCGGAACCUUCCUGAUCCGCGACUCGUCGGACAACCGCCACUUCUUCACGCUGUCGGUGCAGACGGCGCGCGGCACCAAGAACCUGCGCGUCCACAGCGAGUGCAGCGGCUUCUUCCUGCAGCCCGACGCGCAGUGCACCCAGGAGCCGCCGCGCUUUGACUGCGUGCUCAAGCUCAUCGCGCACUACAUGGGCAAGGGCCCCGCCAGCCGCGCCGCUGAACCCGGAUCCGGACGCACCGUCUAUCUGAUCCACACCGGCGGCGAGCGGAUCCCGCUGGAGCUGCGGCGGCCGCUCCUCAACUCCCUGUCAUCCCUGCAGCACAUGUGCAGGAGGACUCUGAACAGCCAGGGCCUGGGUGGGGCUGAGCGGCUGCCGCACACGCUCAAAGACUUCCUGGAGGAGUACGACGCCCCCAUAUGACUGAGAGGGCGCUGGGCUCGGACCGGUUCUCAGCGUGGGACGUGACCGAUAGAAGAGGUAAACGGUCAACCUUCUCCCGAUGACUGACUUAGACGCCGAGGAAAGCCUCGUAGAAGACUAAAACAAGAAAGCGUCUUGUGUACAUGCGUUCACACGGGACCAAGCUCGACUUUUUCUUCUUUUUUUUAAAAAUCCAAAACCGGCUGCAAAAACACCAUGGUGAUGAUCUUGAAGAUGGAGAAAGAAGAACGGCAGGAAAUGAAAUGAAGAAGAAGUCGGGGGGGGGGCAUAGUCGAACAAAAAGCGACGCCUCGCGCUUCGAGGAAAUGACACGCGGACGCCCCAGAGCCAAAAUGGCGUCCAGUCUUAAGAUUUUAUUUUUCUUUGUAGUCCUCAUCUCAUGAAGCAUGUUUGUCCAGACUCAGAGGGUCCUCGGCUUACGACGGAUUUACGUUUCUAUGAUGGCGAUGUAACCCGAAUUUGUUCUCUAGUUGCAACGCGCCAAAUCACCAGUAUAGUUCAAGCCAUAAUGACAGUAUUUGUUUGAAAAACACACAAUCCCAUGUGUAGUGGUAACUGAACGUGCCUUCUUCUGUGGCCUGACGAUAUAUUCUUACAGCGUAGCGCAAAUUGCUUCCUUUAUUGUGCUGGGACCAUCGGAAUUGAAAGAAAAUCAAAUCGACGAGCCGGACAUCCUACCUUGCAGUCCCACCAGAAACCAUUGGGGGCGAUGUUGAGAUUAGCGACUCCAGCCAAAUUUUUAGUCUGAAAUGCACCGUAGCCUGUCACUAACCUAUUUUCGCAGAGGAGUGAAGUCAUUGUCACAGUUAAGUACGGUGGUAACAGCAUGCCUUUAUGUGUCAUGUGACCGCGUAUUCUAACAAGUUCAUUGCGUCCCACUCGCAACGUCAAAACCUCAUUCACUGGAAUCAUCGUAAUGUCUCGGCCGCGUCUCCUGACUGACUAAUUGACACACUUAGCAAACAUUAAUUGCGAAAGUUAUUGUGAAAGUUGGGGGCGUAAAAAAAAAAGAAAGUGAUAAAAAGGUAUGUCACAUGCUUUGAAUGAGGUCAAAAGAAGCGCCAUCUGGUGGACAAACUUGAGAGCCAAUACAGGGGUGUCCUCAUUUCGCAAAGCGUGGCGUUCAUAAAGCCGGCGAUGUAAACGGAAUUUGUACGCACGUCGGAAUGCGGUCACCGAAAAUGUAAAAAGACAAACAGGAACCUUUGAGACCUUGUAUUUGGCAACCGUCGUGAAUCGAGGGACCCCCUGUACAUGCUUUUCAAAUGACAAUAUGGAAAUAUCACUAUUUAUAAAUACAUGCGCAUACAUAGAUGCACGAGUGCAACCCCGUGAAGGCCGCGCACUCAUUUCGCAUCCGUAUCAUUAAUUCAUCGUGGCGAGCCGCGUGACGUCAUCAAAGGCGAGCAUUGAUUCGUCAAUUGAAUACGGCUCAGUUGCGAAAGGCCGGAGAAAAUAUUCAUAAUGAAUCCAAACGCCUGCUUUUCCUUUAUACCGUAGGUCACUUUGUUCAGUAUUACUCACCACAUUUCAAAGGUUAGCAGUAAGCUAAAAGAGUUUUUGACACUCUGAUACAUGACGGUCACCGAAUUAAAGAUUUGCUAUUGAUUGCUUAUGUCAUUAAGGCUCAUGCCUGAAAACUCAAGUUUGUGGAGGACUCGUGAAAACUUGCUCAUGAGAAAGUUAGCAAAAAUUGGCCCCCCGACAAGAGUUUUACUGAUUUACCUGAAAUUCAGCAGACGUGUGUAGCAUAUCAAGAUGCACGAAAGAGUCUCAAGGGCCCAUGCCCAAAAUUGAACGGGAAGUCGGCCAUUUUGUUUUGGGCGGAUGACGAAUUUCAAUCUUCAUUGGGUAUAUGAGACAGUCGGCCCAGUAAUAGUAGUAGCUUUGAUUUGAAGUACCCUGCGACGCCAUUUUGAUCAAAAUUGCGUGGACGGAAAACGGCUCAAAGAGCCAUACCCGAAACUGAACAGCAAGUUGCUUUUGGUUUUUCUUCCAGUCGUACCUCUCAACAACACGUCUUCCACUCCCCACCCAAAAGGGGACUUUUUUUUUUUUUUUUUUUACUUAUUUUAACACUCAUCUUUGCUUAAAAUGAAAAAAAAAAAAAACCUCUUGGAAUGGCGCUAGCUAACGUGAUCCACUCGGGAGCUGCCAUCCAAAACACUAAAAACACAAUCUGACAAGUCAUAACGUUUGUGCUGGUGGACCCGCCGUCAAUGUCACGUCAUGUGUAUGUAUGUGAAAUCAUUUUGUCUUUUAUAAAGACUCCAGUUAACCACAGCCGGCUGGUGGCCACUUAGUGUGGCACGACACAAGCUGUAAUCUCAACAACAACAACAACAACAAAAAAGCAAGAAGAAUAAAUGAGGAAAAAAAAAUGGAACGUUGCACAUAUUUAUAUUUCUAAAAUAUUUCAAUAAUUUAUAUUAAAGAGCACUAUUUUUACAAAAGCCAA